GGGUUCGCGGUGCUCGCUGAGGCGGCGGUGGCUACGGCUGGAGGAGCCGGGCCGAGGCCGCGGCGGAGGCCGCGGCUGGUACUGGGAGGGUGGCAGGGAGGGACGGGGAAGGAAGAUGGCGACGUCGGGGGCGAACGGGCCUGGUUCGGCCACGGCCUCGGCUUCCAAUCCGCGCAAAUUUAGUGAGAAGAUUGCGCUGCAGAAGCAGCGUCAGGCCGAGGAGACGGCGGCCUUCGAGGAGGUGAUGAUGGACAUCGGCUCCACCCGGUUACAGGCCCAAAAACUGCGACUGGCAUACACAAGGAGCUCUCAUUAUGGUGGGUCUCUGCCCAAUGUUAACCAGAUUGGCUCUGGCCUGGCCGAGUUCCAGAGCCCCCUCCACUCACCUUUGGAUUCAUCUCGGAGCACUCGGCACCAUGGGCUGGUGGAACGGGUGCAGCGAGAUCCUCGAAGAAUGGUGUCCCCACUUCGCCGAUACACCCGCCACAUUGACAGCUCUCCCUAUAGUCCUGCCUACUUAUCUCCUCCCCCAGAGUCUAGCUGGCGAAGGACGAUGGCCUGGGGCAAUUUCCCUGCAGAGAAGGGGCAGUUGUUUCGACUACCAUCUGCACUUAACAGGACAAGCUCUGACUCUGCCCUUCAUACAAGUGUGAUGAACCCCAGUCCCCAGGAUACCUACCCAGGCCCCACACCUCCCAGCAUCCUGCCCAGCCGACGUGGGGGUAUUCUGGAUGGUGAAAUGGACCCCAAAGUCUUUCUCUUUCAAGUACCUGCUAUUGAGGAGAACUUGCUAGAUGACAAGCAUUUGCUGAAGCCAUGGGAUGCUAAGAAGCUAUCCUCAUCCUCUUCCCGACCUCGGUCCUGUGAAGUCCCUGGAAUUAACAUCUUUCCAUCUCCUGACCAGCCUGCCAAUGUGCCUGUCCUCCCACCUGCCAUGAACACGGGGGGCUCCCUACCUGACCUCACCAACCUGCACUUUCCCCCACCACUGCCCACCCCCCUGGACCCUGAAGAGACAGCCUACCCUAGCCUGAGUGGGGGCAACAGUACCUCCAAUUUGACCCACACCAUGACUCACCUGGGCAUCAGCAGGGGCAUGGGCCUGGGCCCAGGCUAUGAUGCACCAGGACUUCAUUCACCUCUCAGCCACCCAUCCCUGCAGUCCUCCCUAAGCAAUCCCAACCUCCAGGCUUCCCUGAGCAGUCCUCAGCCCCAGCUUCAGGGCUCCCACAGCCACCCCUCUCUGCCUGCCUCCUCCUUGGCCCGCCAUGUACUGCCCACCACCUCCCUGGGCCACCCCUCACUCAGUGCUCCGGCUCUCUCCUCCUCCUCUUCCUCCUCCUCCACUUCAUCUCCUGUUUUGGGCGCCCCCUCUUACCCUGCUUCUACCCCUGGGGCCUCCCCCCACCACCGCCGUGUGCCCCUCAGCCCCCUGAGUUUGCUCGCGGGCCCAGCCGACGCCAGAAGGUCCCAACAGCAGCUGCCCAAACAGUUUUCGCCAACAAUGUCACCCACCUUGUCUUCCAUCACUCAGGGCGUCCCCCUGGAUACCAGUAAACUGUCCACUGACCAGCGGUUACCCCCAUACCCAUACAGCUCCCCAAGUCUGGUUCUGCCUACCCAGCCCCACACCCCAAAGUCUCUACAGCAGCCAGGGCUGCCCUCUCAGUCUUGUUCAGUGCAGUCCUCAGGUGGGCAGCCCCCAGGCAGGCAGUCUCAUUAUGGGACACCGUACCCACCUGGGCCCAGUGGGCAUGGGCAACAGUCUUACCACCGGCCAAUGAGUGACUUCAACCUGGGGAAUCUGGAGCAGUUCAGCAUGGAGAGCCCAUCAGCCAGCCUGGUGCUGGAUCCCCCUGGCUUUUCUGAAGGGCCUGGAUUUUUAGGGGGUGAGGGGCCAAUGGGUGGCCCCCAGGAUCCCCACACCUUCAACCACCAGAACUUGACCCACUGUUCCCGCCAUGGCUCAGGGCCUAACAUCAUCCUCACAGGGGACUCCUCUCCAGGUUUCUCUAAGGAGAUUGCAGCAGCCCUGGCCGGAGUGCCUGGCUUUGAGGUGUCAGCAGCUGGAUUGGAGCUAGGGCUUGGGCUAGAAGAUGAGCUGCGCAUGGAGCCACUGGGCCUGGAAGGGCUAAACAUGCUGAGUGACCCCUGUGCCCUGCUGCCUGAUCCUGCUGUGGAGGAGUCAUUCCGCAGUGACCGGCUCCAAUGAGGGCACCUCAUCACCAUCCCUCUUCUUGGCCCCAUCCCCCACCACCAUUCCUUUCCUCCCUUCCCCCUGGCAGGUAGAGACUCUACUCUCUGUCCCCAGAUCCUCUUUCUAGCAUGAAUGAAGGAUGCCAAGAAUGAGAAAAAGCAAGGGGUUUGUCCAGGUGGCCCCUGAAUUCUGCGCAAGGGAUGGGCCUGGGGGAACUCAAGGGAGGGCCUAAAGCACUUGUAACUUUGAACCGUCUGUCUGGAGGUCAGAGCCUGUUGGAAAGCAGGGGUAGAGGGGAGCCCUGGAAGCAGGGCUUUUCCGGAUGCCUAGGGGUGGGCAGUGCCAGCCCCUCCUCACCACUCUUCCCCUUGCAGUGGAGGAGAGAGCCAGAGUGGAUACUAUUUUUUAUUAAAUAUAUUAUUAUAUGUUAAUAAAAAAAUCAUAUCAAA
Molecule: messenger RNA, 2646 nt
Organism: Homo sapiens (human)
Lineage: Eukaryota; Metazoa; Chordata; Mammalia; Primates; Hominidae
Gene: CRTC2
Product: CREB regulated transcription coactivator 2
Exons: 14
Coding region: 116-2212 (698 amino acids)
Biological process (GO): glucose homeostasis; gluconeogenesis; protein homotetramerization
Cellular component (GO): nucleus; cytoplasm
Molecular function (GO): cAMP response element binding protein binding
Source: RefSeq, a predicted model, not a curated record